Messenger RNA from Xenopus laevis (African clawed frog), 2256 nucleotides. RefSeq names its product tRNA methyltransferase 2 homolog A L homeolog (gene trmt2a.L). The coding region runs from base 153 to 2051 and encodes 632 amino acids. The transcript has 12 exons. The record is from RefSeq and is a predicted model, not a curated record. Gene Ontology annotation, biological process: RNA processing; RNA modification. Lineage: Eukaryota; Metazoa; Chordata; Amphibia; Anura; Pipidae. Gene Ontology annotation, molecular function: RNA binding; RNA methyltransferase activity; tRNA (uracil(54)-C5)-methyltransferase activity, S-adenosyl methionine-dependent.
AUUGCUAAAACAGUGAUAUUCAUUGGUUACUUGUCUCAUUAUGUGUUUCACAUUUUAAUACUGCAUUACCGCCUCAGAACAAAGAACUACAAGUAAUGCCAGCUUAAUGGCUGCAGCAUCCAAAGCACUUCCAGGCGCUAGCGGCAUGGCGGAUGUUAGUUCCAGCUUCCGUUUACAUCACCAGCAUGGCAGCGCCUGUUUCUGAGAUGAAGAUGGAACCCUGUGAGAAUGAAAACAUCUGCACCUCUGAAGAAGUGAGUCAGGAAGGUCCCCCAACAGAGGAAGAUGGAAGCAGUGAAACGGCAGAAUUUGCUGCUGAGGCCUGUCCUGACAGCAAGGAUAAAGCAGGGAUUUAUAGAUACAUCAAAGAUGAUCUUUUCACUUCAGAGAUUUUCAAAGUAGAAAUACAAAACUUGCCAAAAUACAUAGGCUUUAAUGACAUAAAAAAAUUCCUUGGCAAGUAUGGGUUAAACCCCCAUAAGAUCAAACUCCUGAAGAAACAAACGUUUGCAUUUGUGACUUUUAAAAGUGAAGAAGAGCGUGACAAAGCUAUGAAAGUCAUACAUGGAGUGAAGUGGAAGAAUCGUCAACUAAGUGUUCGGCUUGCAAAGCCCAGGGCUGACCCCAUAAUGCAAAAAAGGAAGCAGGAAGAAGAUGGUGAACAGCCAGAAAGCAAGCGGCAGGCUGUACACAAUGAUGAAGAGGAGGAGCCCCUCAGUAAACAGAUCUCAGAUGUAGUAACUCCUUUGUGGCAAGUUCCAUAUGAAGAUCAGCUGAAAAUGAAGGAGGAAGAAUGUUACAACGUGUUAAAGCAAUUAACAAAGGAAAUAGGAGUUAAUAAUAAGCCACUCAUGCCAUGGCUGUUUGAGCAGAAACAGAAAUACAAUAGACUCUGCUGUCCCCUGGAACGUGUGAUACCAUCUCCAAUACAGACAGAGUAUCGUAACAAAUCUGAAUUCCUUAUUGGAUACGGUGUUAACCGGCAAGACAAAACAGUGGGCUGCAGGCUCAGCAAAUAUAAGGGAGGCACAUGUGCUGUGGUAGAGCCAUUUGAUACAAUUAAUAUUCCCCCUGUUACGAAGAACGUUGUGAAGGCUUUCCAGGAAUAUAUCCGGAGCACUCCAUAUGAUGUUUACAGCCCUGAAACAUAUGACGGUCACUGGAAGCAACUCACUGUCCGUACCAGCAGAAAGGGACAGGUUAUGGCAAUAGUGUAUUUUAACCCCCAGAAACUGCCCAAGGAGGAGCUUACAGGGCUAAAAACUUCUCUAUCAGACUAUUUUACUAAAGGAUUGGGGAAGGAAAGUGGUGUCACCUCCCUUUAUUUUGUUGAAGAGGGUCAAAGGAAGUCUCCCCACCUGGAGGAUUUGCCUGUGGAACAUAUAGCUGGAGACCAAUAUAUUUAUGAAGAUCUACUCGGCCUGUCCUUCAGAAUUUCACCCCAUGCCUUCUUCCAGGUUAAUACACUUGCAGCUGAGGUUCUCUAUUCAGCCAUUGCAGACUGGGCUCAGCUGGAUCAGGACACCACUGUUUUGGAUGUUUGCUGUGGGACUGGAACCAUUGGCAUUUCUUUGGCUAAGAGAGUCAAAAAAGUUGUUGGAAUUGAACUGUGUCAGGAAGCUAUUGCAGAUGCCAAGGCCAAUGCUCAACUAAAUAAUUUGGACAACGUAGAGUUCCGAUGUGGCAAAGCUGAGGACAUCUUUCCCACCCUUAUUUACUCUUUCACAUUCCCAAGCCCACUGGCUAUUGCUGAUCCGCCAAGAGCCGGCCUGCACUCCAAGGUGAUUAUUGCAAUCAGAAAAGCAGAGCAUUUAAAGCAAUUGAUAUACGUUUCCUGCAAUCCCAAGGCAGCAAUGAACAACUUUGUUGACCUGUGCCGUGCUCCUUCCAAUCGUGUCAAGGGGCGACCAUUUCGACCCAUCAAAGCCUUAGCGGUAGACCUUUUCCCGCAGACUCCACAUUUUGAAUUGGUUAUUCUGUUUGAGAGAAUGGAAUCUGCGGAAGCCAUAACUGAUCCCUCCAAAAGCAUCGAGCCGCCUCCUGCGCCGUGACCAAGUUCAGCCGGACGGUUUAUUAUGGAAAGUGAUUGAGGUACGGCAGUGAGUUAGAGCAAAGCACCAUGCUAUUCAUUUCAGUGUUGUACUUAUUGAAUUCUUUCUUGAGUCACUUUAUUUAAAUGUUAAACUGGACCAAGCCACAGAAUUUCCAUGUGUUGAAUGUGUCCACCUAAAUAAAACAUAGAAAAAUUGGACUGAA